Messenger RNA from Carica papaya (papaya), 2691 nucleotides. RefSeq names its product kinesin-like protein. NCBI's taxonomy places the organism in Eukaryota, Viridiplantae, Streptophyta, Magnoliopsida, Brassicales, Caricaceae. The record is from RefSeq and is a predicted model, not a curated record.
ACAACGUUUUGAGUCAUCUUGAACCUUCGCCCCCUAUAUUCUCCCUGCACUCUCUCUGACAUGUGUCUACUACUUUUCUCCGUCCCGGAAUCACCACCGAUUUCCCCACCAUAUGCAAGAAAGCUAGCAAGCGCAGACGAAGCAUCUCUCAUCUACUCUCUUGAAUUAUGGUGAUCUGAACUUAUAUUACAGACUCAUACCCAACACCGUUACCAUCAACGUCUCUCAUCGACUUCUCUCUUGAAUUAUGAUGAUCUGAACUUAUACUACAGAGUCAUAACUAGAAAACCAACUGAAACGAAAUAUGGGUUGCACGCAAUCGAAGAUCGAGAACGAGGAGGCAGUGAGUCGGUGCAAGGAGCGGAAGAUCUUCAUGAAGGAAGCAGUUUCCGCGCGUAAUGCUUUCGCUGCUGCACACAGUUCUUACGCCAUGGCAGUCAAGAACACUGGGGCUGCUCUCAGCGAUUACGCCCAUGGCGAGGUACAGAAUCCCAGCCACUCGGUCUCUACCGUUCCCCCCUCCUUGCCGAAUGCUCCUGACCCGGCAAUCCCGCAGCCGCCGGUGGAAACACUUCCCCCUCCUCCUCCUCCACCGCUGUCUACUAUGCCGGCUUCCCCUCUUCAGCGCGCCGUCAGUGCUCCGGAGAUCAAGAUCUCUUCGAAGACCAUGGGUGCCCCCAGCACCAUAAUCGAGGAGGAAGAUGGGAUCAUUGACGAAGAGGACGAUAUGAUUGUGGAGAAUCGUGAAAGACUCACCCGGAAGUCGAGGAGCCGUAAAUCUGGUGGUGGUAGCGAGAGAGGGAGAAACGAACUUGAUGGGGUGGCUACACGGCCACGAGUUGUGGUAGAGGAGAGCAUGCCCCAGCAACAGCAGCAGGGUUAUUAUGAUUACUUCUUUCCGACAAUGGAGAACAUGCCGGGCCCCACACUGGACGAGGUUAGGAUGGAGGCUCCGCCGCAGCGUCCAAAAGAAGUGGAGCAGGUUUCCGAGCGGAAGGUGUUCGAUGAAAGACCAAAUAAAGGUGAGGAGGGAGGCGAUGAUGGCAGAAAAAGUGAGGCAAUGAAAAACUCCGUGGAGUCAGAGAAGGUGAGCGUGGCAGCCGCCGGCGGUGGGUCGGGUAGAGGAGCAAAGAAAGGGAAGGGAGUGAUGGAGAAGAGGGUGGUGAAAGGAGGAGCAGUGAACUUGGUGCAGAUAUUUGUGGAGCUUGAUGAUCAUUUCUUGAAGGCCUCAGAGAGCGCCCACGAGGUUUCCAAGAUGCUGGAGGCCACCCGGUUGCAUUAUCACUCUAACUUCGCGGAUAAUCGGGGACAUAUUGAUCACUCUGCCAGAGUGAUGCGUGUCAUUACCUGGAAUAGGUCAUUUAAAGGGAUGCCUGAUGUUGAUGAUUAUGGAAAGGAUGAUUUUGAUUCUGAAGAAAAUGAAACUCAUGCUACUGUGUUGGAUAAAUUACUAGCAUGGGAAAAGAAGCUUUAUGAUGAAGUGAAGGUAUGCUGUAGAGUUUCUUUGGCGGUCCUUUCUUCACCUGUUGUCCUGGCAGGUGAACUUAUGAAAUUUGAGUACCAAAAGAAGGUUUCUUCACUGAAUAAGCUAAAGAAACGAAAUGGCAAUUCUGAUGCACUAGAGAGAGCAAAAGCGGCAGUAAGUCAUCUACAUACAAGAUACAUAGUUGAUAUGCAAUCUAUGGACUCAACAGUUUCAGAGAUAAACCGUUUACGAGAUGAGCAGUUAUAUCCAAAACUUGUUCAGCUUGUUGACGGGAUGGCCACGAUGUGGGAAACCAUGCAAUUUCACCAUGAGAGUCAGUCGAAGAUUGUAAUAGCCCUGAGAUCUCUGGACAUCUCUCAAUCGCCCAAGGAAACAAGCAAGCACCAUCAUGAACGUACCAUACAGCUGUUCUCCAUUGUGCAUGAGUGGCACGAACAGUUUUCAAAGAUUAUAAAAUGUCAGAAAGAUUAUGUGAAGGCCCUAAACAGUUGGUUAAAGCUAAAUCUCAUCCCAAUAGAGAGCAACCUGAAGGAGAAGGUUUCUUCACCACCAAGGGUACAAAGUGCUCCAAUUCAGAUGCUGCUCCUUGCUUGGCACGAUUACAUUGACAAACUUCCAGAUGAGGUUGCAAGAGUUGCUAUAUUCAACUUUGGUGCCGUAAUAGACACUAUAAUGCAGCAACAGGUUGUGGAAAUGGCAUUGAAGGAAAAAUGUGAUGAGACUCGAAAAGAGCUUGCCCGCAAGACCCGGCAAUUUGAAGACUGGUAUAAUAAGUAUAUGCAGCAGAGAGUGCCUGAUGACUUUGAUCCAGAUAAGCCAGAAGAUAAUCCUCACAAGGAUGUAGUUGCAGAGAAGCAGUUUGUGGUGGACGCAUUAAAGAAAAGAUUGGAAGAGGAGGAAGAAGCUUACCAGAAACAGUGCCUUCAUGUGAGAGAGAAAUCUCUGGCGAGCUUGAAAACCCGCUUGCCGGAGCUUUUCAGGGCAAUGUCAGGGAUUGCUUCUGAUUGUUCAAACAUGUACAGGCAAUUGAGAUCUAUCUCACAGGCUCAUAAUCAAAGUGAGAACUCUGAAGAUUAAUAGUUGGGUGCUUGUAAAAUUUACUUACAUGUAUCAUGUAACUCUAUAGUGGUCUUUAUAUGGUACAACCUUUUGAAUUGUAUAUCAGACUGUCAUUAAUCGAUAUUUACACGAGUUACAAUGUAAAA